Messenger RNA from Pipra filicauda (Wire-tailed manakin), 1186 nucleotides. RefSeq names its product transcription initiation factor TFIID subunit 9. Gene Ontology annotation, biological process: RNA polymerase II preinitiation complex assembly; DNA-templated transcription initiation. NCBI's taxonomy places the organism in Eukaryota, Metazoa, Chordata, Aves, Passeriformes, Pipridae. Bases 19 to 1095 code for a protein of 358 amino acids. The transcript is spliced from 6 exons. Gene Ontology annotation, molecular function: RNA polymerase II general transcription initiation factor activity; protein heterodimerization activity; transcription coactivator activity. The record is from RefSeq and is a predicted model, not a curated record. Gene Ontology annotation, cellular component: transcription factor TFIID complex; SAGA complex.
GUCACGUGAGCGGGAGCGAUGGAGGCGGCCAAGAUGGCGUCCCCCAAGAGCGCCCCCAAAGACGCGCAGGUGAUGGCGCAGAUCCUCAAGGACAUGGGCAUCACUGAGUACGAGCCGCGCGUCAUCAACCAGAUGCUGGAGUUCGCCUACAGGUACGUGACCACCAUCCUGGAGGAUGCCAAGAUCUACUCGAGCCACGCCAAGAAGUCAAGCGUGGAUGCGGACGACGUGCGCCUGGCGAUCCAGUGCAGGACAGACCAGUCCUUCACCUCCCCCCCGCCCAGAGACUUCCUGCUGGACAUCGCCCGCCAGAAGAACCAGACGCCGCUGCCCCUCAUCAAACCCUACUCGGGGCCGCGGCUGCCCCCCGACAGGUACUGCCUGACCGCCCCCAACUACAGGCUCAAGGCCCUGCAGAAGAAGGUCUCCUCCACAGCAGGCAGGAUCACAGUCCCUCGCCUGAGCGUGGGUGCCGUGAGCAGCAGACCCAGCACUCCCACUCUGGGUACCCCCUCAGCCCAGACUGUGUCUGUGUCAGCCAAGGUGGGGGCCCCGGUGUCUCUGGCCGGGCAGCGCUUCACUGUCCAGAUCCCAUCCUCCCAACCUGCUGGGAAGUCAGGUAUGGCUGGGAUUGCCUUGGGGUUGGAGCACAGGGAUAAUCACAGGGUGCUUUGGGUUGGUAGGGGAAAAGCUCCUCCAGUCCCACUCCUGCCACAGGCAGGGACACCUUCACUGUCCCAGGUUGUUCCAACCUGGCCUGGACACUUCCAGGGAUGGGGCAGCCACAGCUUCUCUGGGCAACCUCAAGUGGGAAGUAACCUCCCCUCUCCCUCAUUCCAGUAUCUUCCAGUGUCCAUUCCCAGCACAGCAGUGACAGCCACAGAGCAUCAGUGUCUCUCAUGCCUUGGCUCCACCUCUGGGCUCUCACUCCUCUGUCCUCACCCCACAAGCAUUUCCCCACCUUCUCCACUUCCAUCUGGGGAUCAUUCCAGGGUUUUCAGCCUGGGAUGUUCAGCCAGCACACUGCUUUAUUGCCUUGGAAGUUGUUUCAGUGGGGAAGAUCCCCUGUCCUUUUUCCAAGCUCUCACUAAAUGAUUCCCUUUGGUGCCACAGCCACCCCGACCACCCCGACCGUGCAGAACGUGCUGAUCAACCCGUCCCUCAUCGGCCCCAAGAACAUCCUCAU